AUGAGUGCAGAAGAUUACUCGCAGCAGGACGUCGAAAUAGUGCGUCGCGAUAUUGCGCUCAAAAACCUUCAACUGCGCCAGCUGGCCCGCGUCUUACUGGUUGAUCUUGAAUUUUUGCACUUUUGCGACGUAUUGGAACAGGCGGAAUUGACGCUGUUACACGUGAGCGAAGCAAAGCUAAGCCGAUUCUCCACCGAAAGCUUAACAGAAUACAUUCUGCCACGGUUGGAACUGCAGAUUCGACGGUUGCAGACAUCAAAGUCGCGCUGUUUAUACUGGAUCGCCAGUUACAACGAAUCACAGAAGCAUAUCGAGCCUGAGCUGCAACGGAAAUCCUUUGCGGAGCGGUUAAAGAAAGCGCUCGCACAACUUCAAAAUACGUACGAUAAAUUUCAGAAAAACAUUCUCAGUGAUAUUUGGAAUUUAGGCGACAUAUAUCAAAUCUAUCAGCUUGAGCGUCGGCUAUCAGACACCUACUUCCUGCUGGAAGUCGUACGCAACAACCACCGGAACUGUCUGUACGGAUUGUGGACAACGAACCUCAAACACACGAUCGAACUCAGCUGCGCCCGGUUGCAGUAUAUUACCAACGAACAGUUUGUGCUAUCGCUAAGCAAGUUCAGUGGCUUCUUAGACACCAUGGACAGCUCCGAGAGUGUAAAUUCACUGCACGCGAAGAUCCAGCGAGAGCUCCGAACGUCCCUGAACGACAUCCAGGUGAACGAGGAUGAGCUUUCCUCGUUACGACAGAAACUGUUUACCUCAGCCGAUAGUUUACCGAAACAGCGAGCGAUCGCGAUCGAGCACCACGAACAGCGCGGACUUGGCCUGCAAGAGCAGAUACGCUCGAUCGACUUACUCGAGGAGAACCGGCAAGAGAUCGAAGGCGAAGUGGCACGGUUGAUCGAGCAACGUGAGACUAUCCAGCGCCAGCUGGAACAACGUCGGUUACUGAUCCAGGAAGGGAUGCGCGAAAUCAUGCGCCUCGAACGGUUAAUCGAGCACAUCGAGCGUGACAUCUCUGACCGACAGGUGACGUUCCAGAGAGAUGCCCACCGGCUUGAACAGCAAAGAUUACAAAUUCUGAACGACCCCUCGCUUUCUCCGGAAGAACGCGCACGUUUGGUAGCCGAAAUUGAGGACAAACAGCGGGAACUACGUAGUUCACAUGAGAGUAGCCUGAAUCUGCUGGAAGCUCGCUGUGAUGAUCUGAAACGUCAAACGCGGACCCUCGCUCAGGAUGUCCAGCCGUUUAGCAAUGAAAUGGCCAAGAAGCACCAGGACCGAAUGGCUGAACUCGAGCGUAUGAAGCUGCUGGCUACGUCUCCGUCUGAAUUGGCUCUCAUCGAGGAGCAGAUUCGCCAACAACAGGCUGAGUUUAACGAGAACGUCGCCUUGCUUGGGCGAGCUCAUGGACGCACGGAGUACUACACCGACGAACACGGGCGUUACUAUAUAAAUGAGGCGGGUGAACGCAUCUACAAACGGGACUCCACGGCCUCCGAGUACCGGAUGGGUCCGGAUGGCGAGUGGAUCAAGGUUUCUUCGGCAGUGUCACUUCAACAGGACGAGCAUGGCGUAUUCUACGUGAACAAGUUCGGACAGAAGAUCUACCAGCAGCAGCACUUCACCGAUCCGCAAGGUGAAUACUAUCUCGAUGAAAAUGGUGAACGGGUGUACGUCUCACGGGUUCCUGCCUCGAGUUCGAGUGAGGCUUCGCAUUCACAACCAUUCCAACGUGCGCCACCAUCGAGCAGUACCGAAUCUUCAUCGCAAUCAGAAGAGUCCCCGGUGGAGGAGUCGGAAUCGACGCUGGAACUUCGGAACCGCGUUGCGAACGAUGUUGCUUACAUUCAGAACACACUCGGGAAAGCCCUGGUUAAGGGUUUGGGUGUUAUUGCGCGGACCAAACCGGACGAUCCCAUCGGGUAUCUUUCGGAUUAUCUGGCGUUGUUUCGCAGGAACGGGUUGGAGACCCAACACCGCAAUCAGCUGCUUGAGAGGCUUCGGUUGGAGGAAGGCUUUGAUUGCAGCAAUGGGAGCCAGAUUUGA
Anopheles nili is the source of this 2052-nucleotide messenger RNA. RefSeq lists its product as uncharacterized. Bases 1 to 2052 code for a protein of 683 amino acids. The transcript has 2 exons. The record is from RefSeq and is a predicted model, not a curated record. NCBI's taxonomy places the organism in Eukaryota, Metazoa, Arthropoda, Insecta, Diptera, Culicidae. Gene Ontology annotation, cellular component: Set1C/COMPASS complex.